This is a messenger RNA of Acanthaster planci (crown-of-thorns starfish), 1148 nucleotides long. RefSeq lists its product as uncharacterized. Lineage: Eukaryota; Metazoa; Echinodermata; Asteroidea; Valvatida; Acanthasteridae. The record is from RefSeq and is a predicted model, not a curated record.
AAAAAGCACCAUUCGCCAGACCGUCUUAGGAUACCAUCGCUCUAGGCUGCUGGGCUUAAAGAAGGACUUGUACUCAGCCGGAAGUUUUCGUUUAAAAAACAAACAAACAAAACAAAACAAAACAAGGCCAUCAUGCUUAGGGUUUCCUUUUUGUGUUUGCUGUAUUUGUUGCUCUUUGGAACAGCCGAGGCCAACUGGGGCGACGGAAGUCGGGAUCCUGAUCACUCGCACUUGGGGUUCGUCGCGGUGAACAUGAUUUGUAACGACAACAGAUCUGCCUGCGGCCAUUGCUACUCUGCUCGUAGCCACGGUCUGGUGUAUCUAAGUACGAUGUGUUUGAGUACACUUCAGCGCCUUACCAAUUUGAAGCGAGCAUCCAAGACGGCGUCCAGGAUUGGUACUGGACGUUCGUCCAAGACGAUCCAUCGGAGCCCUUCCGUGUCUGCAAAGAAGUCCAGGUGUCCUCCACCCCAGAGCUGCCGCUGCCCAUGCGCGCCGCCCUCUGCAUGGACAACGACUUCAGCGCCCUCAGCGUGCCAGGGGAUUGUUCCCAUCCGGUGGUCACCGUCAGCAUGGACACGCACUUCGCCAACGAGAAGAUCAACGGUCUGCAAACACUUUACUGCUUACCCCAGCAGGCGUAGGCUGUUCAGCGACAGUGGCCUCUUACAUGUGGGAAGCUCUUGGAAUCCCGGUCUUUAUAGCAAUGGCAUUAAAGUGCUGAUAGAUUUUCAACAAAGACUUCUUUCAACUCUCUACCACGCACUUUUCUCAACUUUUGGAUACUCUUUGCUGUAUUAAAUCUAAAUGAAAAAAACAUUGAGGUGAAAGUAUCGGAAAGUGCAUUUUUAUAUUAUAUUUUACAUUAAUGAUUUUCCCUGACUACUGAGGGCGCUAUUGCUGGGAAUGGACGACCAUGUUCGUUUUAAAUACGUUUUUCAUGAAAGCUGUAAAACCAAGAUUAUUUAGCUCAUAGAAAACAUUCCUGUAAAGGGUUGUUCAUUAGUUUAUUGCUAGGUAUCUACACAGCAACCAAUCAUCAAAGUAAGAUAGUUCAGGCCAGCAACUUUGAAAAAGUACAGCAGGUUGCUUUCACAAAAAAAUGCCAUAUUCUAUUUUCACUGGUUCUUCUUGAAAGAAAGCGAAAC